GGAAGUGUGAACAUCAGAAGGUUGGAUUUAGUGGUUUGUUGUGGCAGACCUCAAAACCUUUUCCGGGAACAGACAAAGAGAUUGACCAGUUCUACCAUCUCCAGAGUGUCGAGGGAUGAAAGCCAUGGCGUAGAUGACUUUUCUUCAGCAACAGACAGAACAGCUAGCGACAAUGGAGGAAAUCAUCUGGCAAUCCCCGAAAUUGAGAAUCGCCACGGCUGCUGGAUGACGAAAGACCCACUCGAAAUGCUCCAAUUGACGUUUGUGGAGUUGGCCAAUUGAUGUCAACUCGGUGACUACCACUACUACACCAAAACGACUCCAUCAAUCAGCUGAUGAUCAGUUUCUUUCGAGACCGCCAGGUGGCCAUCGUCGAGUUCUUUCAUUGGUCUACCGUUGUCUGCUUAAUAAAGAGCGGAAAACUGUUAAUAACGUACACUGAAGUAAUAUACGGAUUAGUUAGAACCCCACGUUCAAAUAUAUUCACGUGUGGUGAACAAGCCGAUCUUCUUUAAGCAUGGAACAAUUAAUUCCUGUCAUCAACAAACUGCAAGAUGUUUUUCACACAGUCGGAGCCGAUACGAUUCAGUUACCACAGAUUGUUGUUGUCGGCACGCAGAGCUCAGGAAAAAGUUCAGUCAUUGAAGGGCUUGUAGGCAGAACAUUCUUACCGAGAGGAACUGGAAUUGUUACACGACGACCUUUAGUCCUGCAACUUAUUUAUACCCCACUAGAAGAUAAAGAACAUCGCUCUGCAGAUGAAGGGACACUACACUUGGAAGAAUGGGCAAAGUUUCUGCAUCUGAAAAACAAAAUAUUUACAGACUUUAGGGAAGUCUUGAGCGAAAUUGAACAUGAAACUGAUCGGGUAGCAGGGCACAACAAGGGAAUAGCCCAUGAGCCCAUGAGCUUGAAGGUUUACUCUACUAAAGUAGUCAAUCUUACACUUGUCGAUCUUCCUGGAAUCACAAAAGUUCCAGUUGGGGACCAACCAGAGGACAUUGAAGCAAAGAUUUAUGAACUUAUUUUUAGUUUUGUCAGCAAUCCCAACAGCUUGAUUUUGGCUGUCACUCCAGCCACGACAGAUUUGGCUACUUCUGAAGCCCUCAAACUUGCAAGAGAAGUUGAUCCAGAGGGAAGGAGAACCUUAGCUGUCAUGACCAAGUUAGAUCUCAUGGAUGCAGGAACUGAUGCCAUAGAUGUCCUGUGUGGCAGAGUUAUUCCAGUUAAACUCGGCAUUAUUGGAUUAGUCAACCGGUCUCAAAAAGACAUACAAAAUAACAAGAGCAUCGAAGAAGCGUUAAAAGAUGAAAUGAGCUUUCUCCAGCGCCGCUAUCCCACUUUGGCAACCCGCAACGGAACGGCCUACUUGGGGAAAACCCUGCAACGACUCUUGAUGCACCACAUCCGCGACUGCCUCCCUGAGCUCAAAACAAGAGUCAAUUUGAUGAUGUCACAAUUUCAAGCGCUACUUCACUCGUAUGGAGAUCAAGUCAGAGAUAAAAGUCAAACUUUGCUUCAAAUCAUCACCAAGUUUGCCUCGUCGUAUUGCGCCACGAUCGAAGGCACGGCCAGGAAUAUUGAAACCACCGAACUGUGUGGUGGUGCGAGGAUUUGUUACAUCUUCCACGAAACGUUUGGAAGGACUUUAGAUUCUAUUCAUCCACUAUCUGGUUUAACCACAUUAGAUAUACUCACUGCUAUUCGCAAUGCAACAGGUCCCAGGCCUGCCUUAUUUGUCCCAGAGGUUUCUUUUGAAUUGUUGGUGAAACGUCAAAUUCGUCGCCUCGAAGAUCCUUCGCUGCGGUGCAUUGAAUUGGUUCACGAGGAGAUGCAAAGAAUCAUUCAACAUUGCGGCACGGAAGUUCAACAGGAAAUGCUCCGCUUCCCUAAACUUCACGAGAAAAUUGUUGACGUAGUCACUACACUGUUGAGACAGCGUCUUCCUCCCACCAACAUCAUGGUUGAAAACCUUGUCGCCAUUGAGCUCGCUUAUAUCAACACCAAACACCCCGACUUUCACCGUGAAGCUUCGCUCGUAUCGACGCUAAUGCAUUCUCACAUUGAAGAGCCUGUCUCUCAAAAAGUUCAACCAUCCAGACAAGUUUCGUCGAAAAAACAACCAGUGCUCUUCCCUCCGGCUAUUCCCAACGGCGAGGCUGCUUCUCCGUCUAGAGAAAUUCGCGUUCAGAAGACAUCAGUCUCGUUGAUUGAUAGCAACGGUGGUGGUGCUCCUUUUGUACAACAAACCAAUUGGCUGAGCAAUUUGCUUCCGGCCGGACGAGAGGACUUGAUGAUGAACGAUAAUUCUGGUGAAAACACCCCGGCCGCGACGCCUACUCAUCACGCAUCACCCGUUCCACUUCAGAACCCUUUCGGGCAUCAGAAACCGGUGAAUCUGCUCUCGGAAGCUGUGCACCAACCCGAGCGAAAGUUGUCUGAGCGAGAGAAGAGGGAUUGUGAAGUUAUUGAGCGACUGAUUAAAACCUACUUUUACAUCGUCCGUAAAUCGAUCCAAGAUUCCGUGCCGAAAGCUGUGAUGCACUUCCUGGUCAAUCACGUCAAGGACAACUUGCAGUCGGAAUUGGUAACUCACCUCUAUCGCCCCGAUCAAAUUGAUUUAUUGCUGGCCGAGUCGGAGCACAUAGCUCAGCGCCGCAAAGAAGCUGCGGAUAUGCUCGAGGCACUUCAACGAGCCAGCGUGAUUAUCGGCGAGAUUCGGGAGACCCAUUUUUGGUGAAGUUUAUACUCUCUCUAAAUUCUUUUCGAUUGUAGUGUGCUCUCCGUUAUACGUGAUCUAGUCUUUUUUUCUUCUUCUGUCACUCGAUCGCUCAUACAAAAAAAAAAUUAAAAUUUUUCUAGGGCUCCCCCCCCCCCCUCCUUUUUUUUCGUCCAGUUGUAGUCUGUUCCCAACUAUUUUGCGAAUUAGACAUCUGAGAGAUGGGCAUAGAAUAUCGUAAAAUCUCCUCCAGUUAGUAUUUUUCAUUCCACAUUUACAAAUGUAGUCCGAUGUAUGUUAUUCUUUUUUUUUUAAUUAUUAUUUUCAGUACAAUAAAAUAAUGUUGAAAUGA
Messenger RNA from Daphnia pulex (common water flea), 3071 nucleotides. RefSeq names its product dynamin-1-like protein (gene Drp1). Bases 518 to 2740 code for a protein of 740 amino acids. The record is from RefSeq and is a predicted model, not a curated record. Gene Ontology annotation, biological process: mitochondrial fission. The transcript is spliced from 13 exons. Gene Ontology annotation, cellular component: membrane; cytoplasm; mitochondrion. NCBI's taxonomy places the organism in Eukaryota, Metazoa, Arthropoda, Branchiopoda, Diplostraca, Daphniidae. Gene Ontology annotation, molecular function: GTP binding; GTPase activity; microtubule binding.